GCCGAUAAUAAUGUACAAAAGGCUUCGGAAAAAUUGAUUUCAUUAGGUUAUAUAAAAAAAGAUUUUGCUCCUCCACCAAAACUUACCAAUCGACCACAUAAUGAAAUGAACGGUGGUGUUAAACCAACAAUUGAAGAUGAAAUUAAAAUUAUACCAUUACGUCCGAAAGAGUAUACUGAGGAAGAAAAAGAGGCCAUCAAACUUCAUCUUAAGGAAAAAUAUCCACAAAUAGUUGAUCAUAUAUUGGUAAUGGCUUUGGAAUCGGUUAACUAUGCUGAAGAUCGGGCUAUGCAAAUAUUACAAAUAGUUAAGGAGGAGGAAGAACAGCAAAAACUCCAAAAGACCCCAAAGCUAGCACACACAACAACUUUGGAAUAUAAACAAGAGGAACUUGACGGCUUAGGCAAUAUAUCGGGUCGUGUUAGUAGGCACUCACAUCGAGAUCAAACAGAUGCCGCCACAGACAAACUAUGUAAGGAUUUCAAAUCUUUAAUGGGUCGUAUACAGACAAAUGGUCCCAAUGCCAGUUUAGCAAAGGAAGCCGAUUAUGUCACCUGGAAUGGUGCAAAUCCUGACUUUUGUCAAGGUCAAAGAAAUCUUGCCAAUGGCGCCGAUUCUACCAUGCGCACGGAACGUGCUUAUAAAGCCUAUGGUCAUAAUGCAGAUUUAUGUAAAGGACCUCAAUCAAGUUUGGCCAAGGGUAGUAUUUAUACGCAACAAAAUCCUGCUAACGCCAAUAAAUCAAUCGAUAUUAUAUGCAAUUAG
Lucilia sericata (common green bottle fly) is the source of this 765-nucleotide messenger RNA. RefSeq lists its product as uncharacterized. NCBI's taxonomy places the organism in Eukaryota, Metazoa, Arthropoda, Insecta, Diptera, Calliphoridae. The transcript is spliced from 4 exons. Bases 106 to 765 code for a protein of 219 amino acids. The record is from RefSeq and is a predicted model, not a curated record.